AUGAGUGAUCUGGAGAAAAAGAAGAAAUUUAAAGGCUUAACUAAUACAAAGACCAUAAAGCCUACAGUUAAUGGGAGUGUAAGAGUAGCACAAGCUUGUGAUCGAUGUAGAGCUAAGAAGACUAAAUGUGACGGAAAACAGCCAUCAUGUUCAGGAUGUGAAGCUAUAGGGAUCAAAUGUAUCGUUUCUGAUAAGUUGACAAGAAGAGCAUUCCCUAAAGGAUAUACAGAGAUCUUAGAAGAAAGAAUCAGACAACUAGAAGGUGAAAAUUCCCGUUUGAGUGAUUUAGUGAACUUGAGAGAUGAGCAGAUCAAUAACUUCCAAUCCCUAAGCCCUGACAAUACUCGAGGGUCAGAUGAUAAUAAACCAGGGAAAUCUUUUGAUUUGAAUGGUUUCAAUAAUGGGACUAUAGAUUUUGAAGAGACCACCACCCAUACACAUGAUCAAUGUUGUGGAUGUGGAGAUAACAAUUUCCAUCAACGCCCAGUUUCUGUUAAUGAGUUAAAUGAUGGUAACCAUGGUCCCUUAUCGAUAAAUAAUCUUGAUUUGAGUGAUGAAGAUGAUGAAACAAAUAGUUUACUUAGUACUGACGAUGAGCUCAUAUCGAAUUCAUUAGGGUCGAUUUUGAUCAAAAGAAAUACUUUGUACUCAAAUAAAUUCAAUAAUGAUAGUUCCAAACCAGCUCCUGGAGCUUUUGCAGCUGCUACUGCUAUUGAAAAAAUGCAAAAAGGAAGUAAAAUGAUCGAUCAACAAUCAAUGUUAACAGCAUUAGUAGCGGCUUCUAUCCCCAGAACUACUGAAGAAACUUUAUUUGUACCAACCUUAUUAUCAAGUGUUUGUCAGAAUUAUGGUUAUGAUUCUAAACAAGCUAUUUUGGCAGCAAAUGCUAUUGGGUCUUUGAAAGACGAAAUAAAUAACAGUGAUGAGUUCAAUAAUGUCAAAUUGGUCAAUCUUAUAAUGGAAAAGAAACAAUUAACUGACGAAGAGAAACUUUUCUUCCUUAAGAAUUUGAGUCUUGGGAACUCUAGGGUUGAGUUUGAUCAAUUAAUCACCAUGUAUUUCAAACAUUGGGGGAGUUUCUUACCAAUUUUGAAUAGGAAUUCGUUCCUCAAGAGUUAUUCGGAUUACUUACAGAUCAUUGAAACAGAUAAAAUCGAUACAUCUGAUUCGAUAGAGAAAUUUGGUGCUACGAUGGUUUUGAUAUUGGCUAUGAGUCUUUUAUCAAGUAAAUAUGAUUAUUUCAACAUGGCCAAUUCAGCUAUACCGAAUAAGGCAUCUUUUGAAGAAAGAUUAAACUAUUACGAUUAUUUGAUUCGUCAAUUCAUAAAACCUCAAUGUGUGAUAACGAAAGUUUGUUCCAUUCAAUCUUUACAAAUUUUAUCCUUAGCAUUACAAUAUUUCUUAGCUAUAGGGGAUGUAUCGACAUGUUUUGAAUUAAGAGGUAGAGUAAUAACUAUGGCUCAACAGUUGAGAUUACAUAGAUGUCCAGCAGCUGUCUUAGGGUUCAGUGGUAUUCAUAAUAAGAAUUUGAGAAAUUUGCAACAAGGUGAAAGACGUAUUUUAUUUUGGUCUGUUUAUAUUUUAGACGUUUAUUCCUCUUUGAAUCUUGGGGUACCUAGGUUAUUGAAAGAUUCUGAAAUAGAAUGUGCUUUACCGUUUGCUGGUAAGAAGGUUGAUGAUGAUGACGAAGAGAAUGAGAAUAUCUUGAUUGUGAAUAAUACUCGUUUGACUAUUGUGGGUAAAGUUUCGAGGUAUUCGUUGAGUGUGAUGUUAUAUAGUAGAGUUUUAUCAAGUAUUCUCGAUAACAUUUAUUAUAGUAGCCAAGAAAACGAUUCAGACUUUGAAAUUUCCCAAAAGAAGGAAACUCAGCUUGAAAUAUGGAGAAGAGAAUUACCUGAAGAAUUGAAGUUUGAAACUGGGGUCAACAGAAAUUCUCUCGUGAAUGAAAUAGAUAAAGAUCAUUGGGAGAAAUAUAGUGUUCAACAACUUAGUUUAAUCUUCCUUUACUUCCAUGCAAGGACUUUGAUCUAUUUACCUAUUAUUUCCAAAUUUGGUAAUCAUUUUGAUAUCGGAUUAUCUGAGAAGACCAAAUUGACGAAGGGAAUGGAAAGUAAAUCAUCGAUCAUAUCCAGUAUUUCCAUGAUCCAACAAAGUUCACUCCAAAUACUUCAAAUCUUAAGAACGUUCUUGAAUCCUAUGAAUCCAAUCUUAUUAUCAGUUCCUUUGAAUUUACCUCGUGAACAUUCAAGAUUGUCAUUAUUGGUUGCCAAGGGAACGUUGGACUAUAUUAAAGGAGGGACAUUAUAUCUGUCAUCGAAGAAUCUAUUGUUGGAUACCGUUCCCUUGAUUGUAAGGGAGUCAAAUCUCAAAAUUCCUGGUAGUUUAUCUAAGAAUUCCUCCAAAUUGAUAGAAAUGGCUAUCCUUAGUAUCUUAGGACUCCCACUGAAAACACCAUUGUUGAAGAAAAAGAAUACCGUGAAACCAGUUGUGAAAAGACCAUCCAUGUUAAACAACGUGGUAUAUUCCCAUGAUCUUGAAAGUUCAAUAUCACAAACUGAUGAAAUCAAGAGUGAACAAUCAACAGAUGUGUCUGACCCAACUGAUCAAGAAGAAAUUGAUAUUGAUACGCUUUUGGAAUUUGAUCCUUUCAAAGUCAAUUUGAGUCAAAAUGCUUUGGCUAAUGAAUUUGCAGCCGAUGGUUCUUUAGGUUUAGCACCAUUCUUAAAUUAUGAUGAAUUCUUAAAUCUUGAAUAA
Molecule: messenger RNA, 2754 nt
Organism: Yamadazyma jaroonii
Lineage: Eukaryota; Fungi; Ascomycota; Pichiomycetes; Serinales; Debaryomycetaceae
Source: the annotation of a GenBank genome assembly